This is a messenger RNA of Chanos chanos (milkfish), 621 nucleotides long. RefSeq names its product histone H1-like. The record is from RefSeq and is a predicted model, not a curated record. Lineage: Eukaryota; Metazoa; Chordata; Actinopteri; Gonorynchiformes; Chanidae. Bases 4 to 621 code for a protein of 205 amino acids. The transcript has a single exon. Gene Ontology annotation, molecular function: structural constituent of chromatin; DNA binding. Gene Ontology annotation, cellular component: nucleosome. Gene Ontology annotation, biological process: nucleosome assembly.
GAAAUGGCAGAAGAGGCUCCAGCUCCCGCUCCACCAGCAAAAGCUCCUAAGAAAAAGGCGGCGUCCAGGCCCAAAAAAACUGGACCCAGUGUUGGGGAGCUCAUCGUAAAAUCAGUGUCUGCGUCUAAGGAAAGAAGCGGAGUAUCUCUCGCUGCUUUGAAGAAGGCUCUGGCUGCUGGUGGCUACGAUGUGGAAAAGAACAACUCCCGCGUUAAAAUAGCCGUCAAAAGCCUGGUCGCUAAAGGCACUCUUGUUCAGACUAAAGGAACUGGGGCCUCCGGAUCUUUCAAGUUGAAUAAGAAAAAUACUGAAGUGACUAAAAAGAAGCCCGCAAAGAAAGCAGCGCCGAAAGCAAAGAAGCCCGCAGCUAAGAAACCAGCUGCCGCCAAGAAGCCCAAGAAGGCAGCGGCAAAGAAGCCAGUUGCGGCUAAGAAAUCUCCUAAGAAGGUCAAAAAGCCGGCUGCCGCCGCUAAAAAGGCUACCAAGAGCCCCAAAAAGGCCAAGAAGCCCGCAGCAGCAAAGAAGGCAACCAAGAGUCCAAAGAAAGCCAAAGCAGCAAAGCCUAAGGCCGCCAAACCUAAGGCACCCAAGGCAAAGAAGGCAGCGCCCAAGAAGAAGUAA